ACUUCUUCAGCCAACUUUAUAUAGCCUUUUACUAUUCAGUUUGAUGGUUCCUGUAUUUAUUGUGGUUUCUAUGAUAGUGUUGGGUGCCAGCACCAUGAUUGCAGUGGUUACUAAUACACUUAUCAUUGUGGUGAACCUCAGAGACAAAGUUAAGGGCAAGAAUUUAAGCCCAUCUGACCUCAUUGUGGUCACUCUCUGCAUAACCAACAUUUUUUUUCAGUUAGUCAUGUUGAUAAAUGAUUACAUGAGUUUCAUAGAUGGUGGCAUUUUCUUCACUGAUGAAGUCUACAUUUUAUCUACAAUCUUACUCAUGCUUCCAAUGUACUCCAGCUUCUGGUUCACAGUUUGCCUCUCCAUCAAUUACUACUUACAGAUUGUAAUAUCAACUAAUAAAUGUUUAAUCCGACUAAAGCUUGCAGCCUCACAGCUGAUGACAUAUCUUAUAAUAGCUUCAAUUUUGAUAACAUUGACUACUGGACUCCCUGCAGCCUGGAACUUCCAUCGAGCACCACAAAGUUUUAACAUAUCAAGUGAUGAGAAUGAGGAAAUCAUUGUUCCUAGACUGAGUAUUGAAUACUUACUAUCCAGCACCUUUGUCAAUUGUACUGUGCCAUUGAUCUUAGUUGGCAUUACCAAUGGUCUCAUCAUUAAGUGUCUUGUGAAUCAUAGAUCAGACAGAAAUUCAAAGGGAGAGUUGAGUGCUCGGGCAGAAGGUCGGAUCCGAGCUGCCAGAACAAUAAGCUGUCUUCUCUUCAUAUACAUAUCCUUCUACCUAUCAGAAAUACUGGUAUUUGUGGAUGUUUUUCCCCAGAGCAGCCCAGGAUUCUGCACAUGUUUGAUGGUUAUGUAUAGUUACUCACCCGCACAGUCAAUUGUCUUAAUUUUUGGGAGCCCAAAACUAAAACAAGUGUCUCUUAGUUUUUUCCGCUGUAAUAGAGAAAAAGCAAGGAUUCCAACUGUCUUAUAUAUCAGUCCAUAGUGCAUUGGCUACAGCUGACCAUACACAGCGAUCUGACAUUUCAGGAACAAACCUUCAGAUUCUCAGGAAAGCUUCGAUGUCAUGUAUGAUGAUCAGUCAUUUAAUACUGAAUGUGGCACCAGUUGUAUCAGCAGAUAUUAAA
Rana temporaria (common frog) is the source of this 1121-nucleotide messenger RNA. RefSeq names its product taste receptor type 2 member 119-like. The record is from RefSeq and is a predicted model, not a curated record. Gene Ontology annotation, molecular function: bitter taste receptor activity; G protein-coupled receptor activity. The coding region runs from base 44 to 979 and encodes 311 amino acids. Gene Ontology annotation, cellular component: membrane. Gene Ontology annotation, biological process: detection of chemical stimulus involved in sensory perception of bitter taste; G protein-coupled receptor signaling pathway; sensory perception of taste. The transcript has a single exon. Lineage: Eukaryota; Metazoa; Chordata; Amphibia; Anura; Ranidae.